UCGAGUUCGCUGUAAAAAAGUGGAAAACAGUUUUGCGCGAUUUCAGCGAUUCGGUUUAGAUUUUCUGAAACCACGAAGAAGGAGUCUAAAUUCUUUUACGACACCAACGAAACCAGCUCUCAAUCAACCCCAGAGUGUACAAAAAUCUGUGCCAGAGAUCACGGAAGUCACGGAAACAAAACCCUCGGAAACCGGCAAGUUUUAAGGAUCGCGAUUUUGCAAGCAUUCGUUAACGAUCGAAUUCUCUUUCCAGCCUGAAGCUCACGGCAAGGUCUCUCUAAUUCAUUUUACAUCCGGAACAUCCGCACAGAAAAAUAAUUGCCAAACAAGAAGAUUAACAGAAACAACAGUAAAAGUAACAGAAACUGUCCAACAGUCAUUGAAAAAUACUGAAAUUUGGGCAUGUGGCCUUAGUAGCCGGUAAUUUGCGAUGAAUGAUCGCUGUGAUCGCAAUGAACAGCCACGGGAUUUUUUGUCGAUUAUUGUGCAGUACUGUGUUUGGUCGUCGUCUUGCUACCCACCGUUCAUUGGCCACUAAAGUCCUGAAGGAAAAUGCAAAAACUACACGCACCAAAAAACUGCGAACAGCGGACACCACCGCCUCGACGACGGUUGCCGAUCCUGUGACCGUUCCUAAAGACGUCCAGGAUUACUUCCAGGCCAGGGAUGCCUCUGUGUUGAGUCUCUUUCCACCGAACUUGCUCCGCAAGUGCAGCCAAAACACGGAACGAUUCUACAUAGCCGACCGAUCGGUCUCUCAGCAAGUAGCCGACGUUUUAACUCGAGAUCUGCCGGCAGAUCGACUGCUAGUAGAAGUGAAUCCCGGUCCAGGUUUGCUAACUUCCGAGCUAUUGAAGAAACACAAACAAAACCUGCGAGUAUACGAAACGGAGUCCUGUUUCGAGUCUCGGCUGAAAACCCUCGGCUUACCGGACGAUGCUUUUCGGAAAGCGGAUUUUAACGGUGUGUGGCGCCUGGCAUACUUGGACAGCUUCGAUGGAGGGCAGCGGGCAGCUAAUCUGUUGAAUGAUCUACCACACAAACGCCGGUGGCAGGAUGAGGUGAAUUUUCGUCUCUUUUCGGUCAUUGGUUCCAUCAAGUUCCUGCGGUAUCUUAUGAACUCAAUAACGUAUCAGAAUGAGUUUUACUCGCUCGGUCGCUAUGAGAUGAUUCUGGUCAUGUCGCCCCUUCUUUUUUCGCAUAUUGCAUCGACGAAAGAAUCCGGAUACAAGCUGUACCGUGGUGGUACCAUCGUGUUUCAGACAUACUUUGAGCAUGAACUGAUCGGUACCAUUCCCCGGCGCCAUUUAGUGCCUUGGUUUCAUGGUAGCAACACGAAAAAGCUCCGAACGCUACACCAAAAACUACUACAAGAUGGUACCGACGAAUGGUAUCUGGUUAAGAUAAUGCCUCGUAAAAAUCUGUACGAAUAUCUGCCACCGGAUAACUUGGCUCUAUUCGCUUCUUUCGUGACACAGCAUUUCGUAAGCAGAAAGAAUCGUAUUAUACCCACUCUAGAACACUGGAUACCGAAUUCUGGUGCACGGCUAAUAAUGAACUCGAACUACGCGAAAUCACAGGAGAAGGACAAAAAACCACCUGUUACGCUACCAUGCCAGCUGGUGAAGUCGGUUCCUUUGGCUGCGAAUGAUUAUCUAGAGAAAAUGACAAUCUACACGGAAUUUGGCGAACUGACUCCAUCGCAAGUGCUGACACUGUUCAACGAGUUCAUCAACUGGUCCGAGUUCCACCAAUCCCCAUUCGUGCAGGCAGUUGAAAGCCAAAAACCCAAACAGCGCUCGUUACGCCGUUUAGUUGAGGAAGAGGAUACCCUAGUCGAUGCACCGGAUGAUGUAAUGGCGACACCCAUACCGAAAGUGCGUAUGAGAAAAAGUUAAAUUAUGUACAAUAGUAUCGUACCAGCUAUCUGCCUAUCGUAUGUUUGUUUUAUUUCAAAACCAUGUCUAAAAACU
This is a messenger RNA of Anopheles darlingi, 1973 nucleotides long. It is a transcript of the gene mtTFB2, whose product is annotated as dimethyladenosine transferase 2, mitochondrial. Bases 435 to 1898 code for a protein of 487 amino acids. Gene Ontology annotation, molecular function: rRNA (adenine-N6,N6-)-dimethyltransferase activity; mitochondrial transcription factor activity. The transcript is spliced from 3 exons. NCBI's taxonomy places the organism in Eukaryota, Metazoa, Arthropoda, Insecta, Diptera, Culicidae. Gene Ontology annotation, biological process: transcription initiation at mitochondrial promoter; rRNA methylation. Gene Ontology annotation, cellular component: mitochondrial matrix. The record is from RefSeq and is a predicted model, not a curated record.